Molecule: messenger RNA, 575 nt
Organism: Diabrotica virgifera virgifera (western corn rootworm)
Lineage: Eukaryota; Metazoa; Arthropoda; Insecta; Coleoptera; Chrysomelidae
Product: nucleoredoxin-like protein 2
Exons: 2
Coding region: 129-428 (99 amino acids)
Biological process (GO): sensory perception; photoreceptor cell maintenance
Source: RefSeq, a predicted model, not a curated record
CGUCAUGUUCACAAAAUUGUCUAUAUAUUGUUUACAAAAAUUAUGGAUAUACUAGAAGAUCAGAUGAUUAGAAAACCCGAUGGAACUAUACCGCAUGUGUAAAGAACACAGAAGAACUUCUUGAGUUAAUGAAAGAAUUAUAUGCAGAAAAUUUAAAGAAAAAUAUAGGAAUGGAAAUUAUUUAUGUGUCGGCGGAUACAACAGAAGAAAUGUAUGAACAAGGCAUUGCUGAUCAGGGGCCAUGGUGUGCUAUUCCCUUUGAAGACGACAUUUCUGUAGAACUAAGAUAUAGAUAUGAUGUGACCUCUAUGCCACAGCUUGUUGUGGUUAAGAAAGAUGGAACCAUAAUAUCAGCGAAAGGUAAGCGAGAGUUGGAAAGUUUAGGAAAUAACGUGUUGGUGACUUGGACUGAUUACAUUCAAAAAUAGACUAUGAAUAAAUAAUAAUAAAUUUAUAAAUUAACAGAAUUAUUCUUCUUGUAGAUUAAUUCUAGAACUAUCACAAUAGAUCUCUACUAAAAAUAAAUAUAUCAUUUAUUGUGUACCUAUUAAAAUAUUAAGUAGUGCUUACCAGAA